This is a messenger RNA of Anopheles nili, 1731 nucleotides long. Its product is annotated as U2 small nuclear ribonucleoprotein auxiliary factor 35 kDa subunit-related protein 2. Gene Ontology annotation, biological process: mRNA splicing, via spliceosome. The transcript has 6 exons. The coding region runs from base 184 to 1707 and encodes 507 amino acids. The record is from RefSeq and is a predicted model, not a curated record. Lineage: Eukaryota; Metazoa; Arthropoda; Insecta; Diptera; Culicidae. Gene Ontology annotation, molecular function: pre-mRNA 3'-splice site binding; metal ion binding. Gene Ontology annotation, cellular component: U2AF complex; spliceosomal complex.
UCCACUGUUUUAUUGUGGCAUGAAGUCGGCUAAUCAAAUACAAUAAUGUUAUUAAAAACAUUAGUACAUAAGUAUCUUAAGUAAGUGUAUUGCUUUGCAUGUUGAAAACUUUAAUCGUUGAUAAAAGAGAAAACAAAUUGAGAAAUAAAACUGCGAAGUCGUGCUACAACUAGUGGUUCUACCAUGGUUUUUACGAAUAGAAAAAUAAGGAGAAAAGAAUGGCGAAAACUUGUUAAGAAAAAACGACGUAAAUUAAUUAGACAAAAGAAGGCCCAACAACGCGAUAGCUUGGAAACUGCUCUGGAAGAGCAAAGGUGUGCAUGUCCUGAGUAUCAACAGCAGUUAGUUGAAAAGAAUCGGCAAGAGCAGAUUGCAGCUGACCGAGAAGAGUUGGAGCGGGCUCUCCGAAAUGCAGUUUGGCUAGAGAAGGAACAUAAACUGCAGCAAAAGUUCGAGCAAGCACGUCAAGAACAGCAGGCAAAAGAACGUGAUAAUGUUGAAAAAAGGGAAAAAAUUCGUCAGGAGUUUGAGGAACGUGAACGGCAGCUUCUUCAAGCAAAGACUGAGCGUUUGCAACAAGAAGAGCAAGUGCGUAAGGUGGUGCUAGAACGACAAGUUAAACUGCAGGAGUUUGCGUCAGCCGGGAUUGGUGACUAUUUGAAAGAGCUCCAAACAAUAUACAAUACACGUGAAAACGUGGAGAAUUGUAAGUUUUUCGUGAAAACGGGAGCUUGUCGACAUGGAUUUCGAUGUAGUUUAAAUCAUCCCACGCCUGGCUUGAGCAAGCUCAUUUUGAUUCCAAACUUCUUCAACCACCCGGCACUGGAACAUAUGGUACACGCUGAAUACGGGCACGAUUCUCGGCUUGAGUUCGAUGAGGAUGACUUGAAGAGUAGUUUUGCUGAGUUUUUUCGUGAUAUAGUCGUCGAGUUUGAAGUGUUUGGUAAUAUACAACACAUUUUUGUGUGUCAAAAUUCUGUUUGUCACCUCAGAGGAAAUGUCUACAUACAGUAUGAAACCUUGCGAAAUUCUGCGGCUGCUUACUUGCGAAUGAAUGGAAGAUUCUACGCCAAAAAACAACUGCUUGUGGAAUUUAGAAGCCCCAUUGUAUGGCCAAUGGCAGUGUGCGGACUUUUUGAGCUGAAACGAUGCACCAAAGGUUCGGGAUGUAACUUUCUACAUAUCCUAAGAAAUCCAAUCAACCGGUACGUGUACAAUCAUUUCCAGGAAUGCAGAUCGUUGCAAAGAAAAACGAUUAAAUCGGGUGCCACACCGCUGACGCAAAAAAGUUGGGAUGAAAUCACACUGAACGAACAGCAGACUGCUAGUAAUGCGACCCAAUGUCGUUGGUCGGAGUCGCCUGAGCAGGAUAAUGCGGUAAUAAAUCACAAACUCUCGGAUAGAUCAAAAGACCAACGAUGUGAUCAAAAACGGAGGGAUAAAACUGAGACUAAAGGUAGUCGCAGUCGACGAAGCCGGAGCAGAGAUCGAAGUUUAUCUGGUAGUCGAAGUCGUAAUCGGUCUGUGCGCAAACGCAAUCGAAGUCGUCGUAGUCGAAGUCGUAGUCGUAGUCAUAGUCAUAGUCGACGCAAAAGCGGAAAAAGUAAAAGAGGUCAUGACUCUAAUCGAAGACACGACAAGGACACUCAUGAACGAACGACAAAAGAACAAUGCCGGAAGAAAAAAUCUAACAAGAGCUGUGAUUAAUGACAAAUAAAACAGCACCGUAAA